Messenger RNA from Phalaenopsis equestris, 1833 nucleotides. RefSeq lists its product as uncharacterized. The record is from RefSeq and is a predicted model, not a curated record. Lineage: Eukaryota; Viridiplantae; Streptophyta; Magnoliopsida; Asparagales; Orchidaceae. Gene Ontology annotation, cellular component: plasma membrane; plasmodesma. The coding region runs from base 77 to 1681 and encodes 534 amino acids. The transcript is spliced from 9 exons.
CAUUUUAUGACUUGUGGAUUGCUUGACAGCGAAAGCAUUGAACUCCGAGAAAAGGAAAAUCGCAGCUUUGAAUUUCAUGGCUAUCUCGCGAGACAAUUCUUCGCUUCUCCUUCUCUUAACAAUUUGCAUCUUCUUUGUCUCUUCUGAGGCUGCUUCUCAGAAGAAAUCCUCACACGUUAAUGGAAGACAAAGCAUUGUUCCCUUCAGGAGGUUUGGUGCGGAGAUUUCUACCAAGUUGGUGAACAACAACUCUUUUGUCUUGGCUUCUAAGAGAACUGAGAGGAGAGACCCUUUGAACAACUUUAAGGAUUACACCGGUGGUUGGAAUAUCAGUAAUCGCCAUUACUGGGCUUCUGUUGGUUUUAGUGCUGCUCCUCUCUUUGUCAUUGCCCUUGUGUGGUUUGUGAUCUUUGGAUUGAUUUUGCUCUGUAGUGCUUGCUAUUACUGUUGCUGUCGCCGCCCUAUACACUCCUAUUCUCGAGUAGCUUAUGCAAUCUCUAUAAUACUGCUCUUGCUCUUUACCUUGGCUUCAAUUGUUGGAUGUAUUCUUUUGUACAAUGGUCAGGGGAAGUUUCACAGCAGCACAUCAAAUACAUUGGAUUAUGUUGUGGGUCAGGCAAAUUUUACUGUGGAAAACCUUAGGGCUUUCUCUGGGAAUUUGUCAGCUGCUAAGAGGAUCAAUGUGACCAAUUUGUUUGUUCCUGGUGAUCUACAAGGUAGGAUUGAUGAGAUUGUGACGAGGGUUAACACAUCCGCGAAUGACUUGGAUAGACGUACAGCUGACAAUUCUAAAAAUAUUAGAGAUGUUCUAGAUACUGUGCGAUUGAUUUUGAUCAUCGUAGCAGCUGUGAUGAUUUUGUUGACUUUUCUUGGCUUUGUUUUUUCUAUAUUGGGACUGCAAUUCCUUGUCUACAUCUUGGUGCUCAUUGGAUGGUUUCUUGUUGCGGCAACCUUUAUUAUGUCUGGUGUAUUUCUUCUUUUGCAUAACGUUGUUGGUGACACGUGUGUGGCCAUGGAUGAAUGGGUCCUUCACCCCAGCGAACACACUGCCCUUGAUGACAUCCUUCCUUGUGUGGAUGUUUCUACCGCAAAUGAUUCCUUGUACAGGAGCAGGGAAGUUACCUAUAAUCUGGCAGACAUUGUAAAUAAUGUCAUCAAUGGUGUGGUCAAUCCCAGUAAUCCGAAAAUUCAAUUCAACCAAUCUGGCCCCUUGGUGCCAACACUUUGCAACCCUUUGAACAAAGAUCUGAGCAAUCGCACUUGCGCCUCCGACGAGGUUACUUUAAGCAAUGCAUCACAGGUAUGGAAGAAAUAUGAGUGCAGUGCCACUUCCAUCAAUGGUUUCGAGGUUUGCGCGACCGUUGGACGCAUAACUCCUACUAUAUAUGAUCAAAUGGAUGCUGCUGUAUCAGUGGGAUAUGGCUUAUACCAUUAUGGUCCUUUCCUUGUUCAGCUUGAAGACUGCACUUUUGUAAGAGAGACAUUCAGUUCUAUAAAGCAGAACAAUUGCCCAGGUCUCAGAAAAAAUACCAAAUGGGUGUAUGCCGGUCUUACAAUGGUUUCGGCAGCUGUCAUGCUUUCAACCAUUUUUUGGGUCAUCUAUGCUCGAGAAAGGCGGCAUCGGGUUUAUGGAAAGCAGAAUGAUUUUCGUCAAGGACAUGCUCUGGUUCUAGACAAGUAGUGUGGCUGGUUUGUUUUUGUGAAGUCUUUCAGUACUUGUUUUGUUGGUGUAAAGAGAAUGGUUUUCUUUGUGAUGGUGUGUGUUUGGUUGUCAGAGUUGAGUGGAGGGAAUUUGAUGAUUAUGUUUAUAGCAAUGAAGAGCUUGUAUGGGAA